AUAAAAUUGUUAAUAAAAAAUUAAUAGAAAAAUGGCUUCAGAAAAAUCUAACAACAAGUUGGUCAAGCAAAAUUUAAGUGAGAAUCUAUGUAACUUAAGUUGUUUGAAGUUGUCAAGAGUUCCAGUAGAAGCCAUCAAGCGUAACAGACGAAUAACAAUUCUUGAUUUACAUAGAAACUAUUUAACAAGACUUGGAGAGGAUUUUGCAACCCUUCACAAUAUUAAAAAAUUAAACUUAAACCAUAACGCACUGACUUCCUUGCCUCAUAAUUUCGGCAAUUUGAUUAAUUUAACUUCACUUAGUCUAUAUAAUAAUAAUUUGUUGGAUUUACCUGCAAGUAUGGGAAACCUCAAAAAUUUACGUUUCCUAGACUUGCGAGAUAACGCUUUUAAAUAUGAAUUAGAGGUGAUAAUUGGAACAUGUGAAUCAGUUGAAGAAUGUGAAAAAUGUGCCGUCAGUGUUGUACAAUAUUUUCAUAAUAAAUUCUAUCGUUUUAACAAUAUGUCAACUCUAAAAGAUUCUAAUCAAGCAGAAACAGAUGACAACUGUAGUGAAGUUUCCAUAAGUAACAUGUCAAUAAACUCUGAUACAGAAGAUGACGAGGAUGUUGGUGCUUUCGAAGAGGUUAAAAAAGCAUCAAUUUUAUAUAUAAGAACUAAAUACCGAAAUCAAAAAGAGUGUGAGACCAAUAUUGUCAGAAAUUCUAAAGACGCUGAUUCUGACGGUAGUAUGGAAUAUGUUACCGAGUCUGAUGACGAUAGUUUUAAGGAUGUUUCAUCUUCUGAAACAGAGUCAAAGAAAUCUCUUCAAGAAACAAGUCAUGAAGUAAUUGCAGAGAAAGGUAAUGACUAUGUACAGAAUGAAGGCCUCUGUGGUAAUCAAAAUAUAGUACAAUGCGUUACAUCCGGAGAGCAGGAAAAAGGUGAACUUAAAGUACAAACUCCAGUUAAGAUGAUUGAAACAUAUUGGUUCAAAGUGUUUGUUAAAUACUUUCUACAUGUUUUAUUCGCAGCUUUUAUCUUUGCUGCGAUUUACUUUAUCUGUACUUUAAGCUUAGAUUUUUAUCCGAACAAAUUAUCAAACUUUACUGAGAAAUACUUUAAUUGGAGUUCUCCGAAAUUGGUAUGUGAAGAAAAUGAAAGAGACAGCGUGGAAUCACAAACUCAAGAGGUGUACGAAGAAGAGCAACAUUCCACAACAAAGACUUUCGUGGACAAAAUAAUUCUGGAUAAUGAGGAAACUCCAAUGCCAACAUGGUUUGAAAAAAUAUUAUAUGUAUUUAUCAUAUUAAGUAAGUUAUGCAAGAUCAAUGGACGAUUUUUGGCGUGGUUUCGUUACGUUUUACUUUCGCUGGUUUUAAAUGCUCGUAAAUGCAAAUGUCAGACACGUAAUUUAACCAUCAAUGCAUUUGCCAUUUCAGUUGCUGCAGAUACUUUGUAA
Molecule: messenger RNA, 1441 nt
Organism: Teleopsis dalmanni
Lineage: Eukaryota; Metazoa; Arthropoda; Insecta; Diptera; Diopsidae
Product: leucine-rich repeat-containing protein 59-like
Exons: 4
Coding region: 32-1441 (469 amino acids)
Molecular function (GO): protein binding
Source: RefSeq, a predicted model, not a curated record